AUGGAAUUACAAAGGAAAACUGAGAAAACCGCUCUUACUCAAAGAGAAAAAAUUGCCAAAAAAACAGCAUUCCGAUUGGGUAUACCUGAUUCAAAAGCUGUUGUUGACCCAAGGUGGGAAUCCAUUGAUCCCUAUCCGGACAUCAAAACUUUGUUCUCAAAGUUUAAUAUAAUGUUUUUCUGGGGAGUGCUAGAUGGAACAGAGGUCAAAUGGAGUAAAAGGAUGACAAGGUGUUCUGGGCUCUGUCGUUACAAACAAUCGAAUGACACCUGCUCAAUUCACCUAAGCGAGCCACUGUUAAAAUUUAAAUCAAGGAAAGACGUGGUGGAGACAUUGUUACAUGAAAUGAUCCAUGCCCUGCUCUUCCUGACUGGCCAAAAUGAACGUGAGUCCCACGGACCAAUAUUUAUUGAGCACAUGGAAAGAAUCAACAAAAUUACAGGUGCCAAUAUUUCGAUCUGCCAUGACUUUUACAACGAAAUAGAGAUGUGCAGAAUGCACUGGUGGCGUUGUGACGGGCCCUGCGAUCAUGUCAUCAAAAGAUCAAUGAACCGAGCCCCUUCUGCCCGGGAGUCAUGGUGGGGCCAACAUCAGCAGACCUGUGGUGGAUCAUUUAUAAAAGUCCGCGAGCCUCCUGGUUAUAAAAACAGAAAAAUUAAGAAAAGGGAUCGUGAAGAACUUGAUGGUGAUGUUGGGCAAUCUUCUAAGAAGUCUCGAAACUGA
Messenger RNA from Pelobates fuscus (common spadefoot toad), 723 nucleotides. RefSeq names its product DNA-dependent metalloprotease SPRTN-like. Gene Ontology annotation, biological process: DNA damage response. The coding region runs from base 1 to 723 and encodes 240 amino acids. The record is from RefSeq and is a predicted model, not a curated record. Lineage: Eukaryota; Metazoa; Chordata; Amphibia; Anura; Pelobatidae. The transcript has a single exon. Gene Ontology annotation, molecular function: polyubiquitin modification-dependent protein binding; metalloendopeptidase activity; single-stranded DNA binding. Gene Ontology annotation, cellular component: nucleus.